CCUGUGUUGCUUAUAUAAGAUCUACAUUGUGUGUGUGGGUGUUAGCAUCGCGUUCUCCUGCUGCUGUGGUUCUAUAACAGCUACAUCUCAUAUAAGGAAUACCCCAGCCCGUUAGCUUCUCUAUUAGAGUGUGUGGAACAUGUGAUGCUAACAGAUGCAGCUUCUCACACACUAUCACAAGGUAAAUACCGUGUGUAUUGUGUAGAAGGUACAUGUGCAGUGUGUGUGUUUUUAAAGACUGGGCGAUGUGUAUUUAAACACAAACGUGUAUUCAUGGUCUAAGGACAGUGAGGAGCUGUCACUCUUAUUUGAUCCACCUCAGAUCUGUCAAUCAUUAGAGCAAACAGGAGACUUUAAUCGUGAUAAUAAUCUUUUCUGAUCUAUUAUAGACUUUAACUCUGGAUUAACGCUCCUAACUGUGAAAUAUCAAUUCUGUGCAACAUACUGAUUCAUUGCAAUCCACUCUAUGUCCAUAGUGCUGCUGUGAUCCUGUGCAUUCCCCCAUCGUGGGACAGAAAUGAUUAUUUUAUCUUAUCUCAUCAUUCGGGGCCACAGGUGUUCUGUAGGGUACCAAAGGUUAUUUAUUGAAGCCACACGGCUCAACACAGCAAAGCCACAUGAAUCCAAAAAGCAUCUGGUGAAUUAAAACAAAAGAAGUUUACUCAAGCUGUCAAACCACAGAAAAGACCAUCAACAAGCAACGAGGCAGUGCCACUGAGCUCCAGGGACAUGCAGCUCAUGUGUAGCCUGUUUUAAAAUGAUGUGAAGUAUGUUUGUGUUAGAAUGUCCCGUUUACAACCUUUUAGUUUUUUAAUUAUUAUUCAUGUAGGACUGGCUGCCUUCUUUGUUUUGUUUCCUUGUGUUUUUUAUUGAUAACUUGGGAAAAAGAAAAAUACAACAAAAGAAAAAGAUGAUGUAACUAAUGAGCUUGUUUUUUAACAUUUCAAAAACUACUGAUCAGAUAGAUUGCAUGUUGUGGAGUGGAUCCGGAUAAAUGGGUGGAUCCAUCCCUUUCCUUAUGCCGAGGCCGAGCGUUGGGAGGCGUGCCCUCUCUGAUCACCAGAUUCCGAUGUUACUUCACUGUUCUGUUGUGUUGACACGUUUCUCCCCCUUCCUCCUCACAGACAGACGACACGUCUCAGGAAGGAUCCUGACCCGACUGCAGACACCAUGAGGUGACGACUGCAGCUCCUUGUGUUUCUGCCAACGUGGACUUAUGGCAAGGAUCACUCUGUCCUGCCUGCCGGCCUCCUGGUACUGCAGCGUGUCCCUGCUGUCCCUGGGCUGCGCUCCCAGACAGAGGCUGCUGCUGCUGCUGCUCCUCUUCAUCAUCUCCACGCUCCUCAUCUUCGGGACCAACCAGAGGCUGCUAUGGGGCCCCCAGCGACAGCCUGGGGCCCAUUACAACAAGUACCUCUCUAUAGCAGAGGCAAUGGAGGCCACUGACACUCUCAACCCCUCUCUGAACUAUGGGAUUGUGGUGGACUGUGGCAGCAGCGGCUCUCGGGUGUUUGUGUACUACUGGCGCCCGCACAACGGGAACCCCCACACCCUGCUGGACAUCCGGCAGAUGAAGGACCACGAACACAAACCUGUGGUGAAGAAGAUCAAACCUGGCAUCUCCACUCUGGCCAAGUCCCCGACGCAGGCCAGUAACUACCUGCAGCCGCUGCUCAGCUUCGCCGCCGCUCACGUCCCGAGGAUCAAACACAAGGAGACGCCGCUCUACAUCCUGUGCACCGCCGGCAUGAGGCUGCUGCCAGAGAGCCAACAGGCAGCGAUCCUGGAGGACCUGGUCAGUGACGUCCCUCUGGAGUUUGACUUCCUGUUCUCCAGCUCGCAUGCUGAGGUCAUCUCUGGGAAACAGGAGGGCGUGUAUGCAUGGAUCGGCAUUAACUUUGUGUUGGGCCGCUUUGAUCACGCUGACGAUGAGGACGCCACAGUCGAGGUGACGACCGGGUCUCAGAACCAGCAGCCAAUCAGCAGGCGGCGUACAGUGGGAAUCAUGGAUAUGGGAGGAGCUUCUCUGCAGAUUGCCUAUGAGGUUCCCAGUGCCAUCACCUUCAACUCACCACAAGAGGAGGAGGCAGGGAAGAGUGUCCUGGCAGAGUUCAAUCUGGGCUGUGACGUGGACCACACACAACACGUGUACCGAGUCUACGUCACCACGUUCCUCGGCUUCGGAGGGAACAUGGCCCGGCAGCGAUACGAGGACCAGCUGCUGAACAAGACAUUCGCCAAGAACAGGUUCCUCACCACGCAGACGGGCCUGACCGAGGACAAACCCUACCUGGACCCGUGUCUGCCGGCCGGGCUGUCGGACACGGUGGUCAGGGAGAACCGCACCUUGUACCUGAGGGGUCAGGGAACCUGGGCUGAGUGUCAGCGUUCUGUCCUGCCCUUCCUGGGCCUCCACAACGGCACCAUGUCCCCGGGGGGCGUAUAUCAGGCUCCGAUCAACUUCAGCAACAGCGAGUUCUACGGCUUCUCCGAGUUCUACUACUGCAUGGAGGACGUGCUGAGGAUCGGAGGACAGUACGACAGUGAGAAAUACUCCCGAGCUGCUACGGACUACUGCGCCACCCAGUGGUCGACCCUGAAGCAGCGUCUGGACAACCAGCUCUUCGCUCAGCAGGCCGACAUCAGCCGACUCAAGCAUCAGUGCUUCAAGUCGGCCUGGAUGUACGAGGUGCUGCACUCUGGGUUCCGGUUCCCCCCCGACUACCCCAGUCUGAAAACGGCUCAGCUGGUUUACGACAAGGAGGUCCAGUGGACGCUGGGAGCCAUCCUGUAUAAGACCCGCUUCCUGCCUCUCAGGGACCUGCAGCAGGAGACGCUGCGACAGAACCACCCCAGCUGGCUGCGCUCCUCCUUCCUCUACAACCACCACCUGUUCUCGCUCUGCAUCCUGGUGGUGGUGCUCGCCAUCCUGCUCUACAUCCUGCGCCUGCGGAGGAUCCACCAGCGGGAGAGUCGGCAGGCCGAGGCCCUGAGCCUGCUCUGGGUGGAGGAGGGAGACGCCCUCCUCCCCUGAGGAACAUGCAACACGAGGUUCCACGUGGAUGAGCAGCGUAAUUUACUGUAACCUCAAAUCCAACACUAAAGACUGUGAGGAUAAUCAGGAUCCUGGUGAUUCCUGAGCAGCCAGAGGCGCACGUGAAGAGGCGGGGCUUCACUUCACUGGGAAACAACACGAGCAGCUUUAAUGAGCCUGGACAUCAAACUCCUCUUUGACCGUCAGCUCGGAGCAGAGAGGAAAGAUGUUCUCUCUUCUCCUCAAGACAGUUUCAGAUGAAAAGAAUCACCUUCGCAUUCCAGGAUCAAACGCUAACCAUUCCCUCUCUGAUCCAGGUUCUGGUUUCCUGCUGGUCCGACACUGAACCUGGAUCAGCACAGAUGCUCAAUGGAAGAGAUUGGGUUUAAGAAUGAGGGAUUCUUGAUCGUCCAACAUGACUCAUGAGAAGAUAUUUGAUCUAAAACGACAUCUUACGAAGUCACAUGACCAGAUGAGAUUGUUUCCUUCCCUUUUUUUAAAUCCUUCCUCUCCUGAAAAACAAAGGAAGCAAAGACGGCGCAGCCGUGACUCAGUGAAGAACAGUUUAUUUUCCCUCGUGGUGAAACAGCAGAGACAAAUAUUCCAUCCACCAUCGAGCAGCUGAAGCAUCUGAUCCUGAUCUUCAGCGAGCUGGUGUCAGGGCGAGCGUCUCGUUCAUCUUCAUCCCGUCCCCCCCCCCC
Molecule: messenger RNA, 3735 nt
Organism: Platichthys flesus (European flounder)
Lineage: Eukaryota; Metazoa; Chordata; Actinopteri; Pleuronectiformes; Pleuronectidae
Product: ectonucleoside triphosphate diphosphohydrolase 7-like
Exons: 13
Coding region: 1217-3034 (605 amino acids)
Biological process (GO): nucleoside diphosphate catabolic process
Cellular component (GO): membrane
Molecular function (GO): nucleoside diphosphate phosphatase activity
Source: RefSeq, a predicted model, not a curated record